CGACCCCCUGCGUGUCGCCCCAAAGCACAGCACAGACCCUUCCGAACCCUCAGGGCUGUCACCGCGCUCUCCGCAGAUGGGCGGCAUUUGGGCUUAUUUUUAUUGAUUGUUUGUUUAACACCCCCCCGGCGGCUUCGCAGCCCCGUCUCGCUGCCAGCACGAUCCCGCAGGAACUGCCCCCGGGAGAGGCGGGCUGGGCGCUGCCGCGGGGGAGCGGCCCGGGGCGCGGACGGAGGUGCCGCAGCGCGGCGGGGGCAGAGCCGGUGCUAGACCUGGUCCUACACCUGGUACCAGACCCGGUCCCGGCACCGGCCCGUGACCCCGCGGCCCCCAGCAUGGUACGGCUGACCUGUGUGAUGCUGCUGCUCGGCCUCGGUGCCCCCCCGGUGGCAGAGGCAUAUGGUCUAGAAAUAACCAACAAUGGUCCCGUCACAACAGGAGCUCAAGCUACUGUUCAGGCCACUCUAAGUGUGAAGAAUGAAAAUGUCACGUCAGACUCGUAUCAGUUUAACUGGAUUUAUGCUCCUCUGAUUCUGAUAGAGAAAUUUGAGCAGGGGUUUAACUCUGUAAUUAAUGUGACUGGAGAAUUUCCUGGGACUUUUCCUGUAUCUGUCUGGGUGACUCACAGGAACUGCUGGCUGUGUCGGCCGGUUGUUAGAAAUGUCACCGUGCUUCAGAUCACAGAAUUUAUCACAGGGAAUCUCACAAUUGCCCAGAUAGAAGAUAGUGAAGUUGUCACAUGGGGUUCUAGUUCCUCCACGGAUGCAGUGACCCGGAUUUCCUUCUCUCUCCAUGACCCAAGUCAUUACUUCAAGUCAGCAUCAUUUGUCUACAACUGGGAUUUUGGAGAUGGAGUUUACCAGAUUACCAAGGAACCCUUUGUGUACUGUAACUGCUCUUCCAUGGGGAAUCGCACAGUGCACCUGAAAGUCGUAGCUGAAUGGGAGCAAAUUGGAAGCAUCAUCCACGAAAGAGAAAUUAUGCAGAAAACUGGUGAUUUUACCACAGCUCUGGAGCUCUUGGAUGCUGUUAAAAGUAUUAACGUAGUGGGUUCCAGAGAAACUCAUGUAAUGGAAAACUUGAAUUUAUCUCUUCACAUCAAUGGCACCCCACCACUGGCACUAUGCUGGCUUAUAAAAUCCGAGUGCAUUCCACUUGAAGGUGACAAAUGCCAUCUGGUGGAGAUCAGUGGUUCCUGCUACAACCUCAGCCACACCUUCAGGGACGCGGGGCAGUAUUGCCUCAGCAUCAGAGUGGAGAACGGCGUCACGAUGCUGCAAACCUACCACGGGAUAAAAGUGUGGCCAACAGGGAUCCACCCAGCUUUCUUAGUCCUGCUCUGCAUCACUCUGGUUUCACUGAUGCUGCUACUGGUGCUGUACACGACCCUUCGAAGCAACACACAACAAAAAGAUCUUGUGGAGGUAGCUGACUUUGACUUUUCUCCACUCUCUGAUGAACACCUGCCUAAUCAUUCAGAGUCAGGCUGUGGCCAACUAUGUUGCAGAUCAUGUUUUCUUCAGUCAACAAGAGAAGCUGCCAGGGAGAGUCAUGAACUCCGACGUUCUUUUUACAAGCCAGUCAAAAUGUACACACAGUGAAGAACUCAACUGCACUUUGGUUGCACUAACUGUCUAACUUUCUCACUUAGGAUCCUAAGUUAAAAGCCCAAUGCUGUACAAAAGGUUUGGGUUUGCCAGGGCAAUGAUAUUCACCGUUUCAAAUCCAGCACUUGAUUGUUUCAUUCUCUGAGCUAAAAAAGAAAAGUAGCUUUGUAUUUUUAACUUAUACGGGUGUGUACAUUUACAGCUGUAAAUGCAGCAUUUUAUCCUUAUGAAAGAUUGUUUUAUGUGCAGGUUUGCUAAACUCACUACCUCUCGUAAUUCUUCUGUUCCUUCUGCUGUCUGUUUCAAAGAAGAAAACGCUUAAGACGAACAUACCUCUCUUUCCUAUGUUACAACAAUAUUACUGGAAAUGGAAGUCACAC
Molecule: messenger RNA, 1987 nt
Organism: Empidonax traillii (willow flycatcher)
Lineage: Eukaryota; Metazoa; Chordata; Aves; Passeriformes; Tyrannidae
Gene: TMEM130
Product: transmembrane protein 130
Exons: 8
Coding region: 336-1601 (421 amino acids)
Source: RefSeq, a predicted model, not a curated record